AAAUGGUAUGCCUCGGAUUCUUGCAGUUUCAAGAUAAAAUCCGCACUGAAGAAAACAGUAAUAAGACAGAGCAAUUGUAGACUGAUUGCCCAGCCACUUCUCGAAACCCGAACAGCACCACUAGCACUUGCUGGUCUAUUUUAAACCUUUACACCAGUGAGCAUGCUAUUGCCCUCACUCACAGGCAGCAACUAGCACAUAACACAAGACAGACUUGCCAGCAAACAAAAACACAGUCUGUGAAGAGUAGCAUAGGAUAUCAAAGCUGACGUCAUCUCAGUUCAAUAUCAUCUGAACCCUGGCGCUGGAUAGCCUCAGGACACCUCCGGUCACAUAUUGUAUGCUGACAACAGUGGCACAGACAUCCAGAGUCCAUGGAUGAUCCAGAGCUGGACUCUGCUCAGGCAGAGCAUGGCUCGCUUCUGCUCAGGCAGCUGGAGAGGAUGCGAGCAGCCGAGGAGCUCACUGAUGUGGUGCUGCUCGCAGAGGGGAUUCCCUUUGCUUGCCACAAGGUUGUGCUGUCUGCCUUCAGCCCAUACUUCCAGGCCAUGUUUACGUGUGGUCUGAAGGAGACACGGGGAGGAGAGGUACCUCUUAGAGACACACCUGCCAAAAGCCUGGAGCUGCUACUGGACUACAUGUACCGAGCUGAACUGCCCCUUUCCAACGACAACAUCCAGGGUGUGGCUGCUGCAGCCUUCCUGCUCCAUGUAGACGGAGCCUUCAGGUUGUGUCAGAGCCACAUGGAGGCCCGGAUGGACCCCUCCAACUGUGUCGGUCUUUACCACUGGGCCAGAGACCUGGGGGCCACUGGUCUGGCCGACUGUGCCUUGAGAUACCUUUGCCAACACUUUGCACAGGUUUGUGAGGAAGAAGAAGUGCUGGAGCUGGAUGCCCAAAGUCUUGGGGAUCUGCUGGGUUCAGAUGACCUCAACAUAUCACAGGAGGAGGUUGUGCUGGAGCUGGUGCUGCGUUGGGUGGAGAGGCGAAGGGGGGACUCGCAGAGUGAAGCCCAGGCUGUGGAUUUACUCAGGCGUGUCCGGCUAGAACUUGUGGACCCUGGAUUCCUCCGUAAAGCCAGGAGGAGAAACCCGGUGUUGCUGAGGGAUGCUGAGUGCUUUGGGAUGAUUGACGCUGCUCUACAGACCUCAGGUCUCUGUGAGACGUCAGCUCCACCUCGGCCGGCACUCCGUUACGGCAUGGAGACCACUGACCUGCUGCUCUGCUUGGGUGGGGUGGAUGAAGAGGGGGUGCCUGCCCGCCGUGGAGGACAUGCUGACCUCAGUUUUUGCUUUGCCCCCAGUGUUAGAAGGACUUACUACAUCCCUUCUCCACUGAGGGGCUGUGGAGGCAGGGGGCAGAUCACAGCUGGGGCAGUGACUCGAGACAACAACAUAGUGGUGGCCAUAGAGACAGAAGACCAACACAGGAAGAAGAAGCUGGAUGUCUACAGAUACGAUAAUUCGGAGGAGAACAGCUGGGUGGAGCUGUGCUCGACAGCACACAGGGACAUGUACGCUUUAGGGCUGCUAGGUGAUUCCCUGUAUAUGACAGGAGGUCAGAUAAAAGUGCGUAAUCACUAUAUCAUCACAGACAGCGUGGAGAGAUGGUCGCUGAAGAGAGGAGGCAGUUGGCUGAGCUUCGCCUCUCUGCCUCUACCCUUAGCCUGCCACUGCACCAUCAGCCUGAAGGAGCAUCUCUAUGUGCUGGGGGGCUGGACACCACAGCAUCAGCCAGAUGAUGAGCCUGACAAGCUGAGUAACCGUGUGUUUCAGUAUGACCCCGGCAAGGACAGGUGGACUGAGUGUGCCAGGAUGAAGUACUCCAGGUACCGCUGCGGUACGGCUGUACUCAAUGGAGAAAUCUACGUAUUAGGUGGUAUAGGAUGUGAUGGAGAGGACCGUGGGCAAUCACGACGUUGUCUGAGCUCUGUGGAGAUCUAUAACCCGGAUACAGACACCUGGAGGGCAGGGCCGACUCUGCCCACUUCUCUACUUGCCCUCCGAACCAAUGCCUCCAAUGUAGGAGCGCUGGAGGGCAAACUCUACCUCUGUGGAUACUACAAGGGGGCCGGCCGUCAUGAGAUCAUCACCAAGGAGAUUUUGGAGCUGGACCCUGCGGACAAUGUGUGGACGGUGGUGGAAAGACGAGCAGCCGUGCAUGACAGUUAUGACGUCUGUCUGGUGGCUAACCUCAAUCCUCGAGACCUCUUCACACCCUAAUUCAUCUCCUCCUGACUCUGAGCAACAACGCAUGGAGACAGGGUGUGUGGGAAAUGAGCUGUCCUCUUAAUCUCGUACAGCUUUAUCAAAAGUGGGCUUGAUAUCUGGUAUCACAUGUAUCAACAGCAGGGUCAAUAUACAUGUGAAGUUAGGGUGUUGGUUGAGGAUUUCCCAAAAAAGACAAUGGUGUUCUUUUAAAGAGUAAGUUUGGUAUUUUAGACCCUAUUUUCCUAUGCUUUGUGUCAAAGUAUUGAGUGACUGCUGCAGCCGGAGGCAGCAAAACAGGCUGCAGUGUAACCCACUCCGUGCAUGUUCGCACCAUCAAUUGACAUAAUCUAAAAGUGCUUCUUUUUGCCCUGACAGGCUCAGAUUGUUCUUAUAAAUUCAUUCAUUCAUUCAUCUUCUAACCGCUUCAUCCUCUUGAGGGUCGCGGGGGGGCUGGAGCCUAUCCCAGCUGACGUCGGGCGAGAGGCAGGGUACACCCUGGACUGACAGGGGGGCAGGGCUGACACAUAGAGACAAACAACCAUUCACGCUCACAUUCACACCUAUGGACAAUUUAGAGUUAUCAAUUAACCUAGUCCCCAAUCUGCAUGUCUUUGGACGGUGGGGGGAAGCCGGAGUGCCCGGAGAGAACCCACGCUGACACGGGGAGGACAUGCAAACUCCGCACAGAAGGGCUCCCACGCCCGGGAUCGAACCGGCAACCCUCUUGCUGUGAGGCGAGAGUGCUAACCACCACACCACCGUGCUGCCCUUGUUCUUAUAAAUGUCUGACAGUUUUUGAAAAGGAUCCCCACAGAGACAGACCUUUUUCUCUAAGAGUAAGAGUCUUUUUGUUUAACCAGAAACAGCCCUGAAAGUGCAGUAGCCAAACCCACCAGACUCCAUUUAAAAAAACAUAAUUUUAUUAUUGUUAAACACACUUCAGUGAAAGUCGACGAAAACUAAAUUAAACUCACAAAAGCCGUCUUGGUUCGUCUUUCUGCUUUUCCAACAAUCACCAACUCUGGUUUGGUUGAUAUACACCCCUACUUCAACCAGUUAGAUGUAAAAUUAUGCUGGCUCUAUACAUGCUAAAAUUACUGUUUAUUUAAAUGGAGUCUGGUGUUAAUGGCAAUGGUGAUUUCAGGGCUUUUUCUGGUUAAACAAAGAGGACCCUACUCAUUCACAAAAUGCCUGUCUCUGUAGGGAUGCUUUCCAUAAAUUGUGAGACACACAGAACAACAAUCUGAGCCUGUCAUCGGCAAAAACAAGAACUUAUAGUGAACAUAAAUUGACGAUGCGAACAUGCCCCGAGUGGUUACACUGCAGCCUGUUUUGCCGCUGCCAUCUGCAGCAGUCUCACUCAAUGCUGGACCAUUUUCAGAAAUUGUUGUUCCCAUAUGUAACAAAUGGGAACAAAAAUGCAGAUCUUACCUUUCAUUCUAAAAACUAUUCAUAUAAAAAGCUCAGCACAGUUUAGGUAAUUUAAACUAUCUGGGUAAGAGUAGAAAAAGAUUGUGGUCACUGUCACCGCUGGCUUUUCACAGGAGGCAGGAUGCAAACUUCCUCCACCUUUGCUUCUGACAGACAACUGUCCUGGAUCAUGUGACCACAAGAGGUUGAUUGUCACGUAACCUUUUUGGUGUUUUAAAGGAAUAGUUUGCCAAUUUGGGAAAUGUGCUUGUUGAGAGGUAGAUCGACCUUCCAUUCUAAUUCUGAGCAAGGAUGCGAAUGAGUAUAUUCCCAAAAAUGUAAUUAUUUCUUUAGCAUUUGAGCAAAUUACAGAUACUGUCAUUUUUUUCUGGUCCAACAUUUGAGGUGAGGAAUUUCAAAUUAGCUUGCUUUGUCCUUUAAAAUCUCAGUGUGUAGGAUUUUGGGGGAUAUUUUGGCAGGAACGGUAUAUAAUAUAAUAAGUAUGAUUUUUUUUUUACUUUUUGACUGUACUGCCAUCUGAAGGAAUGAUAGAAUAGGAUAGAGAUCUCUAUUGUUCACUCACAUGGAGAUUUGUCUUUGAAGAUGGAGAGUAUCUUUCUUUUUAAAACAUGUAAGUGACUCCCACAUUCAAAAGCACCCAAGUUCUGUUGCAAAAUAAUUGUAGUAAAUUGAACAGGAAUCACUUUUUAUCCUUAUAAAAGCUUAUGACUGAUAAAGCACAAAUAAGUGGUUGAUUGAGUGUUACACUGACAUUUUAGGCAUAAUAAAUAAUAAACCCAAGUAAUUCUUGUUGUAUAGUGGUCCUGUAAUUCAUGGAUGUGUUACUGAGGUCCAGAGGCCAAAAGUGUCAGCACCCCUCCAUGCAUAUUACACUCACAUUAAUGCAACCGACCACAAAGAAACUCAAAAGCAAGGUUUCAUCCAAGCACUUUCAGUGUGGUAACCAAAAGUAAUCCUUCAGACAUGGUACCUAGACCCCAGUGUUUCCACUGCAAACAGUACUCUUAAAUGUGGGCGAGGUUGUUGUCACUCACUGCUCCAUCCAGCACUCACUGUAUUUCCUCCAUUAUCAGUCUGCACCUCGUUUAUCGUUCACAGAUUGAGGCUGCACACCAUCAUUUCAGAGCAAAAUAAAACAGGCUGCAGUGAGAGUCUCUCUCCAUGUGAUGUUUAAAAAUAGCAGGUUUGUGCAUUUAGUUAGCCAAGUGAGGAUUAGAAUAUAAUCGGGUCGAAAUUAAUAUAUAAUUUUAAACUCUUGAAGAUCCACUCAUUACUGAAAGUGUAUGUCAUAUAAAAACAAGUAAUGUUCAAAGUUUUCACAGUGACAUUUAAGGUGUGCUGAUGGAUUCAUGUCGUCAAUUCAUACACUGAGUAACAUUACAAGUAAAUGUUCCACCUUAAAAGUUGCUGGCAGUCGGCCCAGUGAAUUAAGUUAUUUUUUUCUCCGACUCCAGCUGCUGCAAGAGGCAGCAAACCAUCCUUUCAUUUUAUAGUUACGGUUUACAAAUAAAAUUCUCCACGGUAUGAACAGUGGUUACAUGAGCCUCAAAACCAGCCUCAACUCAGCCCUGAGCAGAGUGACCGUCCUCUACCGACCAAUCUACAUACUGCAGUGUUCACAGCUCCACCUUUUAGUAUCAGAUCUGUGUGCUAGGUACCCCAACAGAGGGGGGACCAAAAUGGGGACAGUAUGGAAGGGAUCCAUUGGUACCAUCCACAACUUUUCACAGUGGAAACAGAAAGCGUACUGAACUGAACUGUACCGUACUGCUCGGUGGAAACGGGGACAAACUGACCACAAAGAGACGCAAAGGAAAUACAAAGAGACAAAAAUAAAAGGGCAAAGCAACCAGGAGGAGAAACAAAAUGAGCACAAAGUCUGUGUCUUGUUCCUGUGUAGGAGAAGUGGUGGGGCCUUUUGCACAUCUGUGCCCAGGGGCCCACACUCUCAUAAUCCGCCCAUGCUGUAAUCCCAUAAUCACUUUUUGCAUGGUCUUUAUAAACUGAUAUCGGUUAAGUUGCCUCUCCAUAGAUCAUAACCCUUUCAUGUGUCUUUAUUAUGUGGGUUUUAAAUAAAACAGAUGACUUAAAUCGUG
Messenger RNA from Epinephelus moara (kelp grouper), 5737 nucleotides. Its product is annotated as kelch repeat and BTB domain-containing protein 12-like. The record is from RefSeq and is a predicted model, not a curated record. Gene Ontology annotation, molecular function: protein binding. NCBI's taxonomy places the organism in Eukaryota, Metazoa, Chordata, Actinopteri, Perciformes, Serranidae. The transcript is spliced from 10 exons. Bases 375 to 2222 code for a protein of 615 amino acids.